GGGAGAUUUCAAGGAGAAUCCAGUAAAGCAAAGUCCCCCAAACAGGCAGUGAAUGGAAAAUGCCACGUUCCUUUCUGGUGAAGACCAAAAAGGCUCAUACCUAUCAUCAACACCGCUUUGUGGAAGAUGACCUGCCUAUAGUCACGUGGGAUUCAAUAACCUCUCCCUUCCCUGCCAUAGGAGACAAGGUGCCAGAGGACAUCAAGAAACAGGACCUAGAAUGCAUGGUUCCAAAACAAGAAAAGGACCCAUCUGAACUGAAAGAAGAAAGUGUCCCUGUCCAGUACCCAAGCAGGAUGUUGCCAGGCCCUUCAGCUCAAGAGAUGGCCAUCCCAGGUCUGCAGAUCAAAGACUGCACUAACACAACAAGCCUCCCUACCUUCUACAAACCUGGCUUUUCUUGGGAUGCCUACCACUUGCCGUACAGCUACCGUCAGAUGACUUCCACCAUGCAGUCAGCCCUCCUGGAGCACCAAGUCAGCCUGUAUGGAAGCCACCUCCUGCCCAGCACCGAACCUCCUCUGGAUUACAGCAUGCAUUACUCUUCAGACAUGGAGACCUACCACUGCGUGAAGUGCAACAAGGUAUUUUCCACUCCCCAUGGACUGGAGGUCCAUGUCCGAAGGUCUCAUAGUGGGACCCGACCCUUUGCUUGUGAAGUGUGUGGCAAAACCUUUGGACACGCUGUAAGCCUGGAGCAGCACACCAAUAUUCACUCCCAGGAAAGAAGCUUUGAGUGCAAGAUGUGUGGGAAGACAUUCAAACGUUCCUCCACCCUCUCCACUCAUCUACUGAUCCACUCAGACACGCGGCCCUAUCCCUGCCAAUACUGUGGCAAGCGCUUCCACCAGAAGUCGGAUAUGAAGAAACACACUUACAUCCACACAGGGGAGAAGCCCCACAAAUGCCAGGUAUGUGGCAAAGCUUUCAGCCAGAGUUCCAACCUCAUCACUCACAGCCGCAAACACACCGGCUUCAAGCCCUUCAGCUGUGAGCUCUGUGCCAAGGGCUUCCAGCGCAAGGUGGACCUUCGGAGGCACCGAGAGACCCAGCACAGUCUCAAGUGAAGGACGGCUCCAGGUCUUUGCUGGAGCACCCUUUGCCAGUGCAUGCUCCAGGGAAGAAGAUUCUCCCCAGCAUCUCCAUCCGGCAUGGGGCUGCCCACCUCAUAAAGCUCAUACAGUGUCCUACACUCCCCUGAGGACUGGCAAAUUCACAUCAUUUGCUUUGGUGUUUUGGCACCUCAGGGUUUUGCACUUCCCAGUAGGUGACAAAGAAACCUGUGGGAGCUCUCACUUUUUCAUUACAACAGAUACCAGUCCAGAUCUGACAUCACCUCUGUAAGUGCAG
Apaloderma vittatum (bar-tailed trogon) is the source of this 1350-nucleotide messenger RNA. It is a transcript of the gene GFI1B, whose product is annotated as growth factor independent 1B transcription repressor. Gene Ontology annotation, biological process: regulation of transcription by RNA polymerase II. The record is from RefSeq and is a predicted model, not a curated record. The transcript is spliced from 7 exons. The coding region runs from base 60 to 1067 and encodes 335 amino acids. Gene Ontology annotation, molecular function: DNA-binding transcription factor activity; RNA polymerase II cis-regulatory region sequence-specific DNA binding. Lineage: Eukaryota; Metazoa; Chordata; Aves; Trogoniformes; Trogonidae.